AUGGACAUCUUCACAAACACGACAUUCCCAAAAUGCCUCGCGGCGCUCAAUCUCAUCCUCGUCGCCUUGAUCGCAGGAGCAGCCUCAACGCUUUACAUCUCUUCCAUACCAAUCAUCAAGCUCGGCCGCUCACACUCGAGCAAGGUCAUGCUCAAGCAGUUCCGUCUGCUCGUCGUCCUCGGAGGCAGGUAUCUGCAGACUGGCUCGCGUAUCUGGGCAGCGUCCAUGGCAAUUCUGACAUGGCUGCUGUACGUCCAUCAAGAUGAAGUCCUAUCUGGCAGAGGGCGUUAUUCCGCUGCUGCCUUGUUCAUCGGAGCGCAGGCAGGCUGGUACGAGAUCGUCUACGUGUUUCCGACAAACGAUCGGUUGAUGGAGAUGGAGGUCGAGCUUCUCAAGUCUGAUGACGCUGAGGCCGACCAGAAGAUCCGGAAGGAGGUCUUGCUAUGA
This is a messenger RNA of Fulvia fulva, 447 nucleotides long. RefSeq lists its product as uncharacterized. Lineage: Eukaryota; Fungi; Ascomycota; Dothideomycetes; Mycosphaerellales; Mycosphaerellaceae. The record is from RefSeq and is a predicted model, not a curated record. The coding region runs from base 1 to 447 and encodes 148 amino acids. The transcript has a single exon.